AUGGCACCAAAGAAUACCGACCCGCAUGGCUUAGGUCGUCACACCGACACUCUCGAGAAGUCAGAUCACCAAGAGUACCUGAAGUUGACCUUCAUACAAGCUCUUGUCUCCAGCAUUGGAGGUAUGGCCUUCCUCAAGUUGUCCGUCGGGUUCUCACUCCUUCGCUUGGGCGUUCCCACGUUAUACAACAGGAUACUCUGGUCGCUUAUCGCAUUCGUCUGUCUCUACACACUGGUAUCUUGGAGUGAAUGGGCUGCCGUGUGCAAACCCAUCGCCGGUUUCUGGAAUAAGGACCUCAAGCCAACCUGCGUGCCUGUGAAAAUCCACAAGGGCUUUGCGCUGAUGAAUACAAGCUGCAACAUGUUUACGGAUAUCUGCUUUGCAACCAUCCCUAUUCCCAUCAUUAUGGGGUUGCAGAUGAAGCAGAAGACUCGCAUGUACCUCAUCUUUGUUCUGAGCUUGGGAUACACAGCGGUGGCCAUGGGCAUCGUCAAGGCCGUUGUCCAGAAUACAAAGAGAGGUGACCCCGAUCAGUCAUUCACGAACGACAUCCAAUUCUGGGGCUUCCUCCAGGUGAACGUCGGUAUCAUAGCCGCAUGUGCGCCAUCGCUCAAGCCCCUCGUCGGUGGCAUUCUUCGCCUCCCCUCGACACAGUAUUCCAACAGCCGAAGUAACUUCGCCUCGGGAUCGAACGGCCAGUCCAACAAAAGUAGAUUGCAAAGCAGGAUACGCGUUAGCACUCGGAUUGAGAGCAAAGGGUGGAUAAGGACAGAUAGCGAUAUCGAGCUGGAUGAACGAGAGUCCUUUGGCAGCCAGGCGCACAUAACGAGCAACAAGGAUGGAGUUCGUCAAUGA
Molecule: messenger RNA, 855 nt
Organism: Alternaria ethzedia
Lineage: Eukaryota; Fungi; Ascomycota; Dothideomycetes; Pleosporales; Pleosporaceae
Exons: 6
Coding region: 1-855 (284 amino acids)
Source: RefSeq, a predicted model, not a curated record